This is a messenger RNA of Cheilinus undulatus (humphead wrasse), 1676 nucleotides long. RefSeq names its product methyltransferase like 17 (gene mettl17). The coding region runs from base 119 to 1501 and encodes 460 amino acids. NCBI's taxonomy places the organism in Eukaryota, Metazoa, Chordata, Actinopteri, Labriformes, Labridae. Gene Ontology annotation, molecular function: methyltransferase activity; structural constituent of ribosome. Gene Ontology annotation, cellular component: mitochondrial small ribosomal subunit. The record is from RefSeq and is a predicted model, not a curated record. Gene Ontology annotation, biological process: translation. The transcript is spliced from 14 exons.
UUGGUGGCGGAUUGUUGGACAUCCAAACGUGCUUCCGCGCUGGUAUCACCGUCGCGUGGAAAAAAUUCUAAUUGUCAGGCAUUAAAAAAUAGUAAGACACAGUUUAAACUCCGUAGAUAUGGCAGCCCGUAGUUAUGGGGCCUGUUUUCUUUGUCAGAAGGUCUUUGUUGUGAAGAAGAUGUUCAGGAGAAUGAGCGCAGCUGCACACUUACAGUCUCAGGUGGAUUUCCUCAAAGGUGAACUACACAGGAAGCACCCAGGGGUGACCAACCUGAAAACUGUGCACCUUCCUGUGGAGCUGCAGGCAGCUGCACAGUCCAUUAUUGCUGGAGCAGAGUUGCCCCGGCUGACUGACCGCGCUCAGAGUCUAACAAACUUCCUGUGGAGCAGAAAACGGGCGGUCGAGGAUUCAGCACUCAGGAAGAAAGCUGUGAGCCUGGAGAAAGAGUUUUGGGAGAAGGCCAUAGAGAAGAGAGGAGAUUUAGAUGAACAAGCAAUGGAAGACCGAGUCAGGAGGAAAGUGAUUUCAGAGCUCAAGAGGACCACAUACCACUGGACUCCAAUCAAGUUCGAUGAAGAGAUGGGUGUUGUGUACAUGGCAGCCCGACUAGCUGGAGGUUAUGCAGCAGUAAAGAGAGCUUUAAAUGAGAUAAAGAAGAAGGAUCCCUCUUUUGCUCCACAGUCUCUGCUCGACUUUGGUUCAGGGCUUGGAACAGUUGUUUGGGCGUCACAUUCAUGCUGGGGCGACACAUUAAAGGAGAUGGUGUGUGUGGACGGCUCUGGACCCAUGAACAUCCUCGCUGAAAGACUUCUCAAAGGUGAUAAUGAAAACGCUGAACCUCACAUCAAACACGUAUAUUUCAGACAGUUCCUGCCGGUCUCUCCCAAGGUGCAGUUCGACCUGGUGACUGCAGCGUUCACUCUGUCAGAGCUGAAGAACAAGACAGACAGAGAAGAGGCCGUCAUGACUCUGUGGAGGAAAACAAGCUCGUAUCUGGUGCUUGUGGAAAAUGGGACCAAAGAGGGUCAUCAGAUGCUUAUGGAGGCCAGGGACUCUUUAUUGAAGAAACAAGACAAGGUCGCCCACGACACCCGACCGGCUUCAGUGUUUGCUCCGUGUCCUCAUGAAUUGAUGUGCCCUAAACUGGCUGGAGAACCCAUCACACCCUGCAACUUCCAGCAAUUAUACCAAUCUCUGCCUCUGGCUGGGCGUACUGACCAGCUGAGGGAGAAGUUCAGCUUCGUGAUUUUGUCUCGUACUGAGCCAGUGAGGUCAGAAACUGAAGGUGUAGACUGGGCCAGACUGAUCGCACCAGUGCAGCGCAGAACAAGACACGUGCACUGUCGAAUGUGCUGCCCUGAUGGAAAACUACAACACCUGGUGGUGACGGCACGGAAACACAGCAGAGACGUGUACCGCUGUGCUCGGAUCAGCGACUGGGGAGAUCAAGUUCCAAUCAUUCAGAAAUCUGAUGAAGACACCCAGACUGAUUCAGAAUGAUGAUUCGCCACCAAAGAGGAAAUAGACUCGCUCUUUAGACUGUUGACAUGAUGGGAACAUGAAAUCAGACUGCUGUUCAAGGACUCAUCAAUUUUAGUUCAAAAGAACAUUCUCCUUUCCUUACUGGACUCCUUUAUGAACUGAUUACUUCAAUAAAAAAACACAUCAUGCCUUA